AUGACUUCUAAACCAUCUAUUGGGAAUGAUCGUUCAUCAAGGAAAACCCAUAUUGGCGAAGGUUGGGAUGAUGCUCCCGAGUGGCAGCUGCAAGAUAGUAUUACAAACAGGCCAGAAGGUAUAAACGGAGAUGUUUGGCUGUCGAGAGAUGGAAGGCGCGUGAAAUGGUCCAUUGAAGACCAUUGCGUACGUCAGUUUGCGUACAGCCAGAAGAUUAUCAAGGCUGGCUACAUCGAUUUUGAAAAGACAGCGGAUUGCUUCGUGGUGGUACUCUCUGAUACUGCGCAUGUCUAUUCUUUAUCAAAGGGAAAUUCUUCGACAGUCUGUUUCCCGUUUCUGAUAGGUAAUGCGUUCUGGUACGCUAAUGGGGUGAUCUUGGAGAGAGAUACCUCAGCUUUUUGCAUGGAUGGUGUCAACGAGUACAGACCCAUGGAGUUCGAUUUAAGUCGUAAAUACAUUACGUUGACGGAUCCGAUGACACCGUUUGGCUUGAUUUCCAUUACAAAUACCUUCAAGGGCGGCAUCAAUAGUGCUUCAGGCAACAAAAACGAUUGCUUGCAGGAUUUGCAGCUUGUUCUUUUCCCCGGUGACAAGGAAAAACACAUAGCAGUAUUCCUAGACCGAGAUUCCAGGGUUUUACGAUUUUAUUACAGUAGAAUUCUAUCAUCAGAUCAGUCAAGAAAGGGAGAGCUAACGAGCUCCUCGACGAAGAAAUUUGGUUUCGACACCGGAAGCAAUAGCCAAAAGACUGGCGGGAUAACUAAGGAUUUGCGUAAAUUCUCACUUUUGACGCGCAGGUCAACAUCUAUAAACUCCAAUUCGCACGAUUUCAAUGCGACUGAGAGGAUCCUCAGCGGCAAUUUAAGUAACGCUCCAGCCAGGACAGAUAUUUUUGCCCUACCGUCUUCCUCUUCAAGAAGAAGCUUAUCGGCAACCCUGGACAGGAUGGGCAAUAAUAUUACCUUGAACAAUAGAGCCACACCAUCUCCCCUUUUCGAUUUUUCUGCCAAUGCAGCGGCUCAUGCGAAUAUAACCCCAGUGUCACAACCAAUGCAACAGCAACAGCAGGAAUACUUAAACCAAACAGCAACUUCAUCGAAGGAUAUCGUCUUGACAGAAAUAUCGUCUAUGAAGUUGCCGGAUAACAUUACAUUCACUUCCCAACGUUUGAGCUCUAUACUGAACACUUUGAAGUUUUUAUCUUUGAGAUUCGGAAGUAAAGAAGCCCUCUUGAUACUUCAUGAACCCACUCAUUUUUGCAAAAUUUGGUUGAUUGACCUUUUACAAGAUGUACUUGAUUCCAUUCCGUUCAAAAUAUAUGGGAACUCACCACAAAACAUGAUCAGACUGGAAAAUUUAAAAAUCAAAGACUCAUCAAGAAUAAAGGCCAUGCAUAUACAUAAGCGCCUUGAAGGAUGCCUAAUUUUGGUGUUGAAAAAACUGAAAGGGAGAGAAUACGAAUCGUUUUUAUACAAUCCCUUCAUUAAAAUUUCAUCGCCUUUCAAAAAUGUUUCGAAAGAGUUCAUUAAACAAAAUUUUGCUCCCUCUUUGCAACAGCAUUUUCCCUAUCCCGAGACCAGCUUCACUAAGCUUUGCUUUGAAGCCCUUAAGUAUAUCACCUCCCCUGCGUUUAAUGUUUCCUUUAUAUUUCUAUGGCAAUUUGCAUAUUCGUUUCUUCUUUCAAAGGUUGACAAUGCAGUUGGAAAUUUGAAGUUAGAGCACGAUGCCUUUUCACUAAUUCUUUCUCUAUUAAUUUUGCCGAUACCUGACUCUUCUACUCAGGAAUAUCACGAGUAUAAUGAAAUAUAUGAAAAUGAGUUAUUUCAACAAUUAAAGCGCAACCCGGAAACAACAAGUUCUGUACUGCCGAAGAUUGUUAUUGGAUUACAUUUAAUACGAGAAGAAUACUCCUUGAAUGUCUUGUGUCGCACUGAACACGCAUUGUUGGGGCAGUUUCUCAUAUUCGCUACUGCCGCUAUGGGCUGGCCUGAAUUAUGGCAAAUGUACUACUUACCCAACGUGGACCUAGAGUCAAAGAGUUUUCUACUUCCUGCGGAGCAGAACUCAGCGUUUGUCCAUCCAUUAGACGAGCCACCGUCCAUUACCAAAUCACUAUAUAGUAUAACUGAAAACACUUCAAUACCGUUAUGUCCGUUCAUUAGUUUCUCGAGGCUUGCAGCAACAGACACUCGGGUUGAAUUGCACAUCACCCCAAGAAGUUUCAAAAUUUUAGGGUUGUAUGAACUUGUACACUCUGCAAAUUUUCUACCGGAUUACAUCUUAGGUAUUCUGUCCAGCUUAAAAAUAGACAAAAGCGAACUACAAACAUAUCCGUUAGGUAUUCUAGUCCCACUACAAAAUAUUUUGAGAAUUCUGGAGGAUAGAUUAUCUGAAGUACAAGACAACUUAGAAAUGCUCGACAGAGCUGAUCUACAAAGAUGUAGCGCAAUAAUCAAAAGUAUAAAAAAUAAUUCCAAAGAAUUUAUUAAGCGAGGCCAAAAAGAUAAUUCAAUAUUAUGCAAAUUGCCGGUCGCCAGAGAUACAGGUUCUUUAUGUAAGAAGCCCGACGAUAUAUACUCAGUAUUAUCCGAGAUCGUGAAGUGCGCAAGUCAAGUUCCUCGGGAUGGAUCUGCUAUGAGGAUGUCAAACAUCCAGGACGAUGAGGACAUUGAUGAGGGACGGUUCCUCAAGCUAAACGCAGGGCUAAUAUUUUCAGAAGAUAAAAGAUUCACCCAUGUCGUAUCAUUGUUAGCGUACUAUAGGCCAACUCAGACGCAAUUCUUUACCACUAAGAUUGAUUAUGCUCAAGUGCUGGCUCAAAAGAAGUAUUUUGCUAAAAUCAUGGCCCUGAGAACCUGUACGAACGGCAUUGGAUGGGGGGCGGUAGCGUAUGCAACAGAGAAACCUAUAUCUACGCAAAAAUGGGUAGUUCAGCCUCUUAAUAUGAUUUCAGUGUUCCCUGAUGACACAAAAAUAGGUGUGAAGGUCCCAGAAGAUAUCGGGCAUGAUGUCGUUAAGUGGGGGCAAUUUCAUGCCGGUGUUAGUUCUGGUCUCCGUAUUUCCAAAAAGGCAAAUGGGAUCACGGGUAGUUGGAUUGCCUUCAAUAAACCAAAAGAACUAGAUGCAUACCAUGGUGGUUUCCUUCUCGGGUUAGGACUUAGCGGACAUUUAAAGAAUUUAGAAGAGUGGCACAUAUACAAUUACCUCAGUCCCAGAAAUACUCAUAUAAGUAUCGGAUUACUUCUUGGAAUGAGUUCAAGCAUGAAAGGCAGUAUGGACUCAAAGUUAAUCAAAGUUAUUAGUGUCCAUCUUGUGGCCUUUUUGCCUAGCGGGUCUAGUGAUUUGAAUAUUGAUCUAAAAUUACAAACUGCUGGUAUUAUAGGGAUGGGCAUGUUGUAUCUCAACUCGAGGCAUAAAAGAAUGAGCGAUUCAAUUUUUGCACAGCUUGUUUCAUUGCUCAAUGUUAAUGACGAAAUGGUAGCUGAUGAAGAAUAUCGAUUAGCAGCAGGUAUAUCGUUGGGCCUUAUAAAUUUGGGAGCGGGUCAGACAAAAUCUAACGAGUGGAACUCAUCCUUAUUAAGGCUGGGACACCAUCUUCCCCAAGAUAUUUAUUAUUCUAGUGAUGUUGAACAAAAUACAAUGAAUGAAGAACUUACGACGAAGUUGUUGGAGAUUAUUGUCAGCACAUAUGAUGUAGAAAACGAUCGGAUACCAGAAAACUCACAAAUCGGUGCCGUGAUGGCGAUUAUGUUUCUAUUUUUGAAGUCGAACAACAUUGAGAUUGCCAAUGUGCUGAAAGUUGACUUAAGAGCAAUUUUGAAGUCAAACGUUAAUACUCGUCCCGAAUUGUUAAUGUACCGAGAAUGGGCAUCGAGCAUGAUUUUAUGGGACAAUAUAGGCGAUGACGUAUCAUUUAUAAUGAAAGAUGUCAGCACUGACGGGAAAUUUGGUGAACUCAAUACCGAUUUGCUUCCUACAUAUUAUACUAUGGCGGGAAGAAUUCUAGCUAUGGGAAUUAGAUUUGCUUCUUCUGGAAAUUUGAAAAUCCGCAAUGUCCUUCUUUUGAUUGUUGAUAAGUUUUUGCCUUUUUAUCAAUACCCCGGAAAGCAGAAUCUCGAUUUUAGGCUAACAAUCUCUGUUAUUAACGUUUUAGUUGACGUCACCAUUGUGUCUUUGAGCAUGGUUAUGUGCGCUAGCGGCGAUUUAGAAGUCUUGAGGAGAGUUAAAUAUCUACAUGAAGUUGUGUCUGGUCCACAUUCUGACUUAUUCCAAGUAAUCCCUACUUCUAAAAGCAAUGGUGCGGGUGCAUCACAGUCAAGUUUAAACGCUAAUACCCCGGGGAAUAAUGACUACACUGAUGAGAGAAACGAUGAAAUAACAGCAUCUCUCGAUGAUGAAAGGUCCAUGAAUGGUAGUGACAUUAGUGAUCCGACGGCAUUUUUGGAAGACAAAAAGGAUAUGGACGAUCAUUACGGUAAGUUCAUUUCCACAAAUCUUGCCUUGGGUUUUCUUUUCCUUGGGUCUGGGCAAUACGCUCUCAAUAUUUCUACUUUAGAAUCUAUUGCCUUCUUAAUUAUGUCGGUUUUGCCUACGUAUACAACUCCGCAUCCCUUGCAAGAGUUAAAGCACUUUUGGAGCAUGGCUGUAGAGCCUCGUUGUCUAGUAAUCAAGGAUAUUUCUACUGGUGAUCCAGUAAACAAAGUUCCUAUUGAAUUGGUGGUUGAGAAAGAUAUUGAAAAAGAUGAAGUGAUAAAAGAGAUGUUGACACCAUGUUUACUCCCCGAUUUCUCUAAGAUUAGUUCCAUCAGGGUGAAAAUGCAUGAUUAUUUCCCAUUAGAAAUUAAUUUUACUAAGGAUUUUUCAGCCUCUGAUUUUUUCAGUAGUGGUACCAUUAUUUAUAUACAAAAGAAAUCUGAAAGUAUAUUCGAAGAUAAAGCAUCGUUCAAGAACACAGAGGACAUUCACGUAGCACUUAAGAAAAAGGUGGCAGAGUCCAAAAGUUACCGGAAGUUGAUUCCAAAAACUAAGCGCGGAACUUCAUCUCCGUCGCAACUAGUUGAAAGCUUGGGCAUUCAAGAUUUGACAAUGGUGGAGCUUGAUACCAUUUUGAAUCCUGAAAAUAACACAGCAUUAACGGAUUCUGAAUCUUAUAACUUAGGUUUACUCUGCUCAGACAAAAAUAGCGGAGAUGUUUUGGAUUGCCAACUUGAGUUGUGGUACAAAAGCUUUGGACCACAUGCUGAUUAA
Saccharomyces kudriavzevii IFO 1802 is the source of this 5247-nucleotide messenger RNA. It is a transcript of the gene APC1, whose product is annotated as anaphase promoting complex subunit 1. Gene Ontology annotation, cellular component: anaphase-promoting complex. Bases 1 to 5247 code for a protein of 1748 amino acids. The transcript has a single exon. Gene Ontology annotation, biological process: protein K11-linked ubiquitination; anaphase-promoting complex-dependent catabolic process; metaphase/anaphase transition of mitotic cell cycle. The record is from RefSeq and is a predicted model, not a curated record. Gene Ontology annotation, molecular function: molecular adaptor activity. Lineage: Eukaryota; Fungi; Ascomycota; Saccharomycetes; Saccharomycetales; Saccharomycetaceae.